Messenger RNA from Thalassophryne amazonica, 1484 nucleotides. RefSeq names its product MOB-like protein phocein. The record is from RefSeq and is a predicted model, not a curated record. The coding region runs from base 38 to 790 and encodes 250 amino acids. The transcript has 8 exons. Gene Ontology annotation, cellular component: mitochondrial matrix; cytoplasm. Gene Ontology annotation, molecular function: metal ion binding; protein folding chaperone; protein-folding chaperone binding. Lineage: Eukaryota; Metazoa; Chordata; Actinopteri; Batrachoidiformes; Batrachoididae.
UGUCGCUUUCAGGUAUUAGACGGGGCCACCCAUUGGAAUGAAGCUGGAGUAUGUGUGCGUCCCAGGCAUUAGACGGAUGUCUGAGCGACCAUCCGGGUAUUGUGUCGAGAUGGUCAUGGCGGAGGGCGCUGCAGUUCUCAGGAGGAAUCGGCCUGGAACCAAGGCAAAGGAUUUUUAUAACUGGCCGGAUGAAUCCUUUGAAGAAAUGGACAGUACCCUGGCUGUACAACAGUACAUUCAGCAGAACAUUCGAUCAGAUUGUUCCAACAUCGACAAGAUCCUGGAACCUCCAGAGGGUCAAGACGAGGGUGUGUGGAAGUACGAGCACCUCAGGCAGUUCUGUCUUGAGCUGAAUGGACUCGCGGUCAAGCUGCAGAGUGAGUGCCACCCGGACACCUGCACCCAGAUGACCGCCACGGAGCAGUGGAUCUUCCUCUGUGCCGCCCACAAGACACCCAAAGAGUGUCCUGCUAUCGACUACACCAGGCACACGCUGGACGGAGCUGCCUGCCUGCUCAACAGCAACAAAUACUUCCCCAGCAGGGUGAGCAUCAAGGAGUCGUCUGUGGCCAAGCUGGGCUCCGUCUGCCGUCGGAUCUACAGGAUAUUUUCCCACGCCUACUUCCAUCACCGCCAGAUAUUUGACAAGUAUGAGAAUGAAACGUUCCUGUGUCACCGGUUCACACGCUUCGUCAUGAAGUACAACCUGAUGUCCAAGGACAACCUGAUUGUGCCCAUUCUGGAGGAGGAAGUCCAGAAUGCAUCCUCAGCUGGAGAGAGCGAGGCCUGAUGGACACGCACACACACAUACACUCACACACACACACACACUACAGUGCAUUGUUUGUCGUCCGCGGGGUGUCAGACGGAGAUAAGGGUUAACAUCACUGGGAGCAGAGCCCAGCUGUCCUGACCGUGACCGUGUCAGACGGUGGGUGUGGCUUUCUCUCACUACUGUUUUAGGGAAUGCUUGCUUUAAUGUUUUUAAGCAGCUGGAUUUGCAAACUGUAACCAUGGUGACCUGUUUGUACAUAAGCCCACUUUACGUCACGUUUUGUGGCGACACUUUUUUUUUUUUUUUUUUUUUUUUUUUUUUUUUUGCUUCGUGGUGUCCCCUUGUGGGCGUGUCCUGCAGAUGGACCACUAAAUUAGCCUGCUGCCGGCUCACUGUGGAUGUGACACGUUUACACACUGGCGGUUUUUCCAGACUAACAGUGAUCCUGCUCGGACACGCCCCCUUGUUAUCACCGCAUAAAAUGUGCCCGAUGUUCCCGAUUCUCUCGCUGAAAACACAACUGUCAAUCUCACAAAGGAGGCGGGACAUUGGGGCACAGCCUCUCCCCCAACCUUCCCCUCAUUAACUUAUGUGGGAGGAGCUUCGUCUAACCCGCCCACUCUUUGUUUUUUAAAUGGACUAAAAAAAUUUUGUUACUGUUGACAUUUUGAUGUCUGUUAAUAAAAAAGACGUCCAGGAGGCUGUUUGA